GUUCCAGGUUCCUAGUAACACGCUCCCUGUCCCUGGUCAAGAUGUCGGGUCACACUCCAUCCAUAACGAGGCUGGAACAGCGGGCAGCCGAGGCCGAUCACAUCAUAGACUACCUCAAACAGCAGGUCCAGCUGCUCAAGGAGAAAGCCAAGGUGCAAGCCACCGUCAGAGAAGAGAAGAAACUGAUGGUGGAGAACACCAAGUUGAAGAGGGACAUCGAGCAACUGAAGCAAACACUGCUGGAGAAGGAGAAGAACAGAGGAGAGAAGGGAGAGAAGAAGCCCGCGGCCCCCCAGGAGGAGGCUAAGGUGGACGUGUCGCGUCUGGACAUGAGGGUGGGACGCAUCGUCACGGCCGAGAAGCACCCGGACGCCGACUCACUCUACGUGGAGCAGGUGGACGUGGGGAAGGCCGCCCCCAGGACGGUGGUCAGCGGGCUGGUCAAGCACAUACCCAUAGAUCAGAUGCAGAAUCGCAUGGCGGUGCUGCUGUGCAACCUGAAGCCAGCUAAGAUGAGAGGCGUGCUGUCCCAGGCCAUGGUGAUGUGUGCCAGCUCCCCAGACAAGGUGGAGAUUCUAGACCCUCCCAGCGGUGCCGUGCCCGGAGACAGAGUCAUCUUCCAGGGCUUCCCAGGUGAGCCAGACAAGGAGCUGAACCCCAAGAAGAAGGUGUGGGAGGCGGUGCAGCCGGACCUGGAGACAGACGGCCAGUGUGUGGCCACCUACAAGGGAGCCCCCUUCCAGAUCGCCGGCAAGGGAGUGUGCAAAGCCCAGACCAUGAGCAACAGCUGCAUCAAAUAAAGGAAGACGAAUGCAGAUGACGGAGCCGUAGAACUAGAAUUGUGGGAAUGGGAAAGUGGGAAGGACCGUUCCAGCCAUUCUAUUUCUAUAGGUGGAACUAGCGAAGGUCCUUGUUCAGCCUGUGGAACUGAUAAAAACUCAUCCAUGACGGUGAUAGUGAUGAUGUCGACGGAGGAAAAGGAAAUGUUUUGAAGAUGUUCAAUAAAAAGGUUAUCAGUUGGCCUUAAAAUUGUUGCAA
Molecule: messenger RNA, 1038 nt
Organism: Coregonus clupeaformis (lake whitefish)
Lineage: Eukaryota; Metazoa; Chordata; Actinopteri; Salmoniformes; Salmonidae
Product: aminoacyl tRNA synthase complex-interacting multifunctional protein 1-like
Exons: 5
Coding region: 42-800 (252 amino acids)
Molecular function (GO): tRNA binding
Source: RefSeq, a predicted model, not a curated record